Molecule: messenger RNA, 584 nt
Organism: Botrytis porri
Lineage: Eukaryota; Fungi; Ascomycota; Leotiomycetes; Helotiales; Sclerotiniaceae
Exons: 2
Coding region: 1-267 (88 amino acids)
Source: RefSeq, a predicted model, not a curated record
AUGCCUUACUUUUCAAGCAUCAGCGACACAAUGUGGAUGUGCUGUGAUAAUGCAUCGAGGGAUAAUCAAGGGUGCGGUGAACGCAAUAAGAUGACGUUGGACAAAUGUAGCAAAUGCUCUCAUAAAAAAUGCGACACAUGCAGGGUAACGCGACUACAGUUGUUGAUGGAGGACUUCAUAAACACCGAUAAAGUAAAGGAAGCGUUGGAAUCACAGUUAAAGGAAAUCUCCACAGUAAGAUCUAACGGAAAAGGAAAUGAGAUUUAAGGGCAGUGCUGGUCAACAGGUAUUUUGCGAGAUUGGAUCAGGGGAGAUUUCAUGCAGGAUCGAAGGAAUUCAAAAUCUCAAUUCUCGGAGAAUAUCGAGGCAGGCAAAGUAUAGAAUCGCAACGAGAACUAGUCGCAUUUAGUUGAUCGAAAGAUGGAGAUAAGAUUUAAGAGCAGUCGGUGCGAUGUAUAAAGUGAGAUCUGUAUCUGCACUUGCAGAUAGAUAUAUGGCUCGAAUGCGAAUCUGUCUCUCUAUAAUUGCAAGACUACCGCCUGACAUCGAAUUCGGGGUGAAUGUAGGAUAAGCACAGAAUCGUU